UGAGCAUGCCUACUAAGCUCUAACAUAAACAAAGGCAGGACGCUACUCGGCAAUAAAUUCUGCGCUGCUGGUACUCUAUAUGCUAACAUUACCGAAAAAUUGGAAAACGCUUUACUUCUGCAACCAUGGAAAACACGUUACUGAUGCGAGUGAGUGUAUUUACCGACCAAGGAGGCAGAAAAUACAUGGAAGAUGUGACCGAGGUCAUAGUAGAGCCCGAGCCGGGGGAAGAUGAGCCGACCUCGGGUGAGCCAGAAGAGAGCAGAAGGGGAGACUGUACGCUCAGUUCUGUAGCUGCGAGCACGCAUCUAGACCGGGCUGGUGAGACCGUUGUGUCCCCACAGGUUUCACAUCCAUCGCGUGAACCUGUGCGAAGGGAUGACCAAAGUAUAUUAGUGAAAACAUCUUUACCGGGAGGUCAGAGCCCGCUACGAGCUCAGCCAAGCACCGCGAGUCCUUCCCGCCGUUCCGUUGCGUUCUUCGCUGUGUUUGACGGGCACGGGGGUCGCGAGGCUGCGCAGUUUGCCAGAGACUAUUUGUGGGAGUUCAUGAAGAAGCAGCGGGGAUUCUGGUCAGAUUGUGAUCGGGAGGUCUGCUCUGCUAUACGCAAAGGAUUUGUAGCCUGCCACCAUGCUAUGUGGAAAAAGCUACCCGAAUGGCCAAAGACACUCACAGGCCUACCUAGCACAUCAGGCACCACAGCCAGCAUAGUAGUCAUCCGAGGAAACCGCAUGUAUGUGGCCCAUGUUGGGGACUCAGCAGUGGUAUUAGGGGUCCAGGAUGAUCCCUCAGUCCCGUUCAUCAGAGCUGUGGAAGUCACACAAGACCACAAACCUGAAUUACCCAGAGAGAGGGAGCGUAUUGAAGGUCUGGGAGGGAGUCAGCUUGUAGUGAAGUCCGCUGGCCAAGUCAAACUGACCGCAGACGGCGUGCUCACUUGCUGUGGCAGUGGCUCCGUCCCUGCAGAGCCCUCUGUUUCCAUCCUCACGGUGUGCCAGUGUCGGAUGGUGGGUCGCUGCUGCUGCUCGUUUGUUAUCAAGAAAUCUGGAGUGAACCGGGUUGUCUGGAAGAGGCCGAGGCUGAGUCACAAUGGCCCAGUCCGUCGCAGCACUGUCAUUGACCAGAUACCAUUCUUGGCGGUAGCGCGAGCUCUAGGUGAUCUGUGGAGCUAUGACUUCUACAGCGGGAAGUUUGUAGUUUCUCCAGAGCCAGACACUAGUGUGGUGACUCUUGACCCCAGAAAACACCGCUACAUCAUCCUGGGCAGCGAUGGUUUGUGGAACAUGGUACCACCUCAAGAGGCUAUCUCCAUGUGUCAAAACAAUGAUGAGGCAAUGGCACCAUGUGGGGUAUCAAGUGCCCGGCAGCUUGUUAGCCAUGCUCUGCUGCGGUGGCGCCAGCGCAUGUUACGCGCAGACAACACCAGUGCCAUCGUCAUUGCCCUGCAGGAGCCUGGGACCUCCCAGGACACGCUGCACCAUGAGGAGGUGCUGCUGGACCUAGCCAAGGUGUCCCAGUGUCCUCCCACCUCCAUAUCCCGUGCUGACACGCCUCUCCUUCAGCGGCCUCUGGAGGAAGACACUCCCUCUGCCAUAUGUGAGCUCCUCCCUGCGUUGGAGCGACGGGAUGGACUAUCAGGAAGCAACAGUCUGUACCACAUGAAUCUGUCUGACCCGUUCACUCUGACUCUACUGUGUCCAAACAGUAGUGCUGAGUUGCCCAGUCAGUCCAGUCCCACACAUUGUGUGGCAGUUGGCAGCAGGACAGCCAACAGCAAAAGAAUUAUUGACAGAUCAUCAUCACCUUCAUCAGGCCAGUCGACUAAGAAGGCUAGACUCAGGACUGCCGACAGGCAGCCACUGGCCCAGCACAAUGCAGAGGAAAAACAGAAGGAGUCCAAUAAUGUCUCCCCCAUUCUCCCGCAGCAUAACAAGACCACAGUGUGUGUGUGCUGAAACACACACACAGACAUUAUCAACCUGCUGCCUCCCACUGUCAGCCUUGUCUCCAGUGGUGUUUCUGUUCCUUACGUUUGCAGUUGUCCUGCACAUUCUUACAGUUUAAACCAGCCUUGCUGUAGGGACUAUGGAAAGACUUGUCGUCUUGUUCAGCACUAGUACAAUACUCAUUUAAAGUUUAUGGAGUGCUCACUUUUACAUAACAUUUUGUGUCUUUGUUUUAAAAUUCUUUCCUAAAAUGCUGAUUAAAUAUGUCUUACGCCACCUUUUUCUGGUAACAGUUGUAUGAAAUAAGUAUGAUUAAUGAUGCUUGUGUAAAUAUUAUGCGUUUUGUAGUUGAAUAUUGAGUCAAACCUUUCAUUUAAAACAAAUAGAUAUUUUUUUAUACAUUCUUUUAUUGUUUGAUGAUAAAACAUGAACUUAAGCAGAGUUCCACCACAGUUUUCAUAUUGUUUUUACUCUCACCAUAUAUCAUUGUGUGCACACUCUGUGUUUAACCCUAUUUAUGUAUUUUUAUUCUCAUUAUUUUAUUUGAUCACUGGAGAUUUGUCUUGAAUAUAAACUGAAGGUGCUGCUACAGUCACGAACCAGUAAGCUACUACAUUGUGUAUAUUGAUAUAUAAAUAUAUGUGAUAAGUGUUUGCAGCAUUUUUUUUCUUUGCGUAUGUGUUUGAAACAACAUAUUGGCCCCUGUGAGGUUUCAAAUAAUAGAAACAGUUAAGUUUCAAUUGCACAAUGCAUCUUAAGGAAUAGAUCCCCUCUUAAUCAUAUUGUAUAAUUGUAAUUUGUAAUGAAACCUUAUGGUGGAGGUUGUUUUUUUUCUUUUUUUGGUGUCUUCACUUCCCCUGAGCCAGCUCCACCCAUUCAUACAUCAGGUAGUUAUUUUCUGUGUGUCCCGAAAAGUUGGUAUGUCUGUCUCUAAAAUGAUGGAUUUCUCCCUGUGUUUGUUACCUCCAGGUGGCUCUUAAACAAAGACUUCCUUUGGUUCUGGGGAAUCUACAAAAAAUCUGAGGUUUACAAUCAAUGUUCAUGAUUAUUUUGUGUUGCCGGACUUCCACUGUGGCUGCACUUGAUGUAUAAGUGAAUUUCAUGUUGUCUAUGUUUGACCACACGUCUGUGACAAUAAGAAAAAUGCUUAAUCUCAGGCAUGUUGCUCCCAAUAGAUGGCAUUGUCUCGCAUCACCAGUCCAUUCUACCACCUUGUUUUAUCUGUUUUGCUUCAAGGCAAUAGCAGUUUUUUCUGUUUUGUUGAGGUUGACUUAGAGGUUCCUUUAGCAUUUUCCUUGUACAAGCCAUUGUCCCUCCAUGUUGCAGCUUCAGUUGUAUGGUUACUAAUGUAUGCACAAGGUUCAUUGGUGAGUAAAUACACAAUGCAUGGACUUAGGAGAAUAUUUUGCACUAUUAUGGUGACCUUAAUUUUGUUUAAGAAAAAUAUUAUUUUUAAUUUGAAAAUGAUUCAGCUAGGAAAGAAUGACAUCAUUGGAGUCUAAAAUGAAAACCGCAAAUGUAGGAUAUUUGAAGUAAAAUAAUCCAACUAUUUUAAUUUCAAUUAUGUAGAAGGGAAUCCUCAUUAAUGUGAGUAGAGUUUGCAGAACAUGGCUGUUAACCCUUUUGUUACUGACAAAUGAUUCAGAUGAAAAAUAUUCAUGAGAGAAUAAUGAUCAAUACAAAUAAGAAACAUUUCAGUCUUUGUAAAACCUUGUUACAUGAUGAUGACAUUUCAUUGAGCUAAGUGCAAUUGCUAACAGGAAUUUGUAGCAUCAUGGAUUGGUUCAAAACUAUUGUACAUAGUGAUAAUGUUGAUGUUUGACUGGUUCCCUCUGCAAAUACAGUCUGUUACUUGGCUCGGGA
Messenger RNA from Epinephelus fuscoguttatus (brown-marbled grouper), 3809 nucleotides. RefSeq names its product protein phosphatase, Mg2+/Mn2+ dependent, 1Da (gene ppm1da). Gene Ontology annotation, molecular function: protein serine/threonine phosphatase activity; mitogen-activated protein kinase binding; cation binding. Gene Ontology annotation, biological process: protein dephosphorylation. The record is from RefSeq and is a predicted model, not a curated record. NCBI's taxonomy places the organism in Eukaryota, Metazoa, Chordata, Actinopteri, Perciformes, Serranidae. Gene Ontology annotation, cellular component: nucleus; cytosol. The transcript is spliced from 7 exons. The coding region runs from base 126 to 1955 and encodes 609 amino acids.